This is a messenger RNA of Helobdella robusta, 8302 nucleotides long. RefSeq lists its product as hypothetical. Gene Ontology annotation, cellular component: cytoplasmic vesicle; TRAPPIII protein complex; phagophore assembly site. NCBI's taxonomy places the organism in Eukaryota, Metazoa, Annelida, Clitellata, Rhynchobdellida, Glossiphoniidae. The transcript has 13 exons. The coding region runs from base 1 to 7509 and encodes 2502 amino acids. The record is from RefSeq and is a predicted model, not a curated record. Gene Ontology annotation, biological process: protein localization to phagophore assembly site; endoplasmic reticulum to Golgi vesicle-mediated transport.
AUGUCUCAACAGCAGGCCGAUGUUAAAGAAACGCCCACAGAUUUUAUUUUAGAAACUUUCUGUCCGGCAGUGGCCGUUAUUGCCAGCGAGGAAGUUGAGAGGCAGUGCCAGAAAAACAACCUUUCCUUUGUUGAGCUGGUUCAGCCAUUUGCUUUCACAUCACAAGAUGGUCAGAUAAAAGAUGUUUCAAACAUUAUACAUUCCAUUCCAUCAAGUUUCAAAAUCAACUUGCAAGACCUUAACAAACCAUCCCUCUCAAAUCUGGUAAUAAAGAAGAAACUGAAUGAUCUUGUUUUCAAUAGUUACCAGUUUGUGAAGCAGGAAAGUGAAGUUGACAAGGAAAGGUCAAUAAUUCAAAAACCCAGACAGUAUACAUCUGUUGUGCAGUUCUAUGAUGCUCUGUCGAAGACAGCUUCCUCUAGAGAUAGAAAAGAUGGGGAGGAAAAACCCACCGACACCACUUUCACCAUUGAAUUCAGUAACUACACUCCAUGGUAUGCAAACUAUAAGAAAUAUUUUCUCGAGACCAUGCCUACUUUGGACCAUGAAUUUAUUAAGCAUUAUGUAUCUUGUAUCAUUGCAGUCUCAACAUCAGAUCCUAACCCACUUGAACAACUAAACAAACUCAUCUUAACUCUACAACAACACCAUCCAUCAAUGCAACAACAUCAACAGUAUACAACUCAACCAACUUCCACAACGUUAUUGAUGACGUCAUCUGGGGUGACCGCAGCCAAUAGUGCUGGCGCCUCUUCCACGCCACUUUUGUUACACGAAGCUAAAUGGUUCAUACCCAACAUACUCAGGUAUUACGUUCUUGUUCACGAUGUGUCCGAACAAGAAGAUAGCAAGGCUGAACAGGUCUACCAAUUAGUGAAGGACAAAUAUGGUAGUCAUUGCUGUCACCUGCUUCAUAUAAAUUCUCGAAAAAUUGCAAAGGACCACAGACAUCAACAGCAGUUACAUCAACAACAGCAACAACAACAUCAGCAGCUGGUAGAGUUAGAUAAUGAUGUUAACCUAGUUAAUAACCCAUGGCUGGCGCAUGCUCUAAAGAGGCCAUUCAAUGAUAGACUUUUGCAAGAAGUAGUAGAAGACUUAGGAAUGAUGAUGCCGGCCUACAAUCCAGAAAUUAGGACAACCCAACUGGAACACCCACUGCAGCAAACAACAUCACCAUCUUCAACGUCGUUGUCGUCGUUAUCAUCAACAUCCCUGCCUAACAAUAUCACCACCUAUGAUGAUAUUUCGUACCUCCACAUCACCUCUGUCAAUUUCUCAAAUAAUAACAUCAGUGCUAAUAACAACAACAAAAAGAAUGACUCUGAUGAUAACUACUGCCUGGAUGCAUCAUCAUGCGCGUCGUCAUCGUCGUCUGCAUCACUGCUUGCACCUUCCACUGCUUCUUCCUCCAUAAUCAACAGAUUCGUUUCCUCCAAAAGACUGAUGGGCAGUUUGAUGACGGCCAGUGAUCAGAACAGAUUGAAGGUCUUCAUGGAUGAGUUCAUACUACGUGCAUUAUUUCCUUGGGUUGAAAAAACUCUGAAAACUUUGAGUGAUCAAGUCUCAAUGAGGAAAGGUAUAAAGGGGUCCAUAUUCAAUGCAAGCAAGUGGUUUGGUCGAACAAAGCCCGUUACACAGAACGUUAACAGUUCGGUUGUCGUUUACUCGUCUGACUCUCCGGAAAUGCAGAUGCGAAGAAUCGGCGACAUAUCCCUGCUGUUUCGCCUCUACGACCUGGCCUACCAGACCUUCCACGCUAUCAAGAAAGAUUUCAACAGUGACAGUGCCUGGGUGCACUACGCGGGGGCCCUGGAGAUGGCCUGUCUGUCAGUGUAUCUGCAGGGAGGCCAUCAGGGGGGCAGGCAGUACCCCGGCCACUACAUGGAUCAGGCCAUCAAAACUUACAGCACCAUCACCAGACUGUUGAACUACACAACCAGGGCAACCAUCAUAAGUACAGAGAUACUUAAGAGUAAGAACCAGUACACAGAAGCUUCAGUGCAAUAUAUGUCCGGUACUACCGAAGAAUCAGAUCUGCUGAGUUCAUUGUUCUUAGAACAAACAGCUCUGUGUUUCUUGAAGAUGAAGAGCGUUGUUAUGCAGCGGAAGUAUGCCUUUCACAUGGUUCUUGCUGGGCACAGGUUCAACAAGGCAGGCCAGAAGAAGCAUGCAUUGAGGUGCUACUUCAAUGCCUUGCAAGUCUUCAGUGAUAAGAAAUGGUUCCUGGCCGAGGAUCACAUACAUCUAACCAUCGGUACACAGUCUUAUAAUGUCAAGGAACUCGGCUUAGCUACAGUAGCUUUCAUGAGACUGCUGACUCCACACAGCAAGCAGUCGGCCACACAACAAGCUGCUUUCUUUGCUCAGUAUCUCAAUAUUUUUAAGCAACAGAUGUUGAUGCUACCGAUGACAGCUGACAGAAAACAGCAGAGUCACCAUCUGCAACUUCAACAACAACAUUUAGAAAUGCUGCCACUGCCGAUCGUUGACUGCAAAUCAAUUAGAAUUCUUUGCUACCCUCAACAUUGUGCAGUGCUGAGAGGUGGCUGGGUCCGGGCGUCUGGAAUCUCAUUGGAUGAGGAAACUAUUCAAACUGACGAAUCAGAGUUUGAGGAAUUGGAGCGUAAUAUGUUAAUGAGGUGUGGUUGUAGUAAUAGUGGCUUGAAAACAACUGUUUAUUGCUACAAUCAAUUCACAAACAAUACUGAAAAUGUCGUUGCUGUCGUUGGAGAGCCAGUCACACUGGAGAUCAAGUUGAACAAUCCUUUGAAGAUACCACUGUGCUUGAAGAAUGUUCAUCUGCUCUGGAAGGUUCUAGAUGGUGGGGAUGAUGGUGAUGCCGCUGCUGCUGAUGAUGAUGAUGAUUAUGUAAAGGCGAACAUGAUUCUGUGUCAAGUUGUUGACGAGGUCAUCAUUGACGGCCUGCAGUGGAAGAACGUGCGACUGACGUUGAAUUCUUCAGUCGCCAGCAGCAUAAAAAUUACGAACCUUGCAUUUCAAAUCGCCCCUCCACCCCCCUCACUAUCUCCCUCACUCGCCACUCCGCAGAUGGAGACAACGUCAUCAUCAUCGGUCUCUCAACAGAUACAACCACACAUCGCACCCACAUCGUCAUGGCAGUUUUCAAAGAGUACACUCAGCGAUAACUUAACACUGCAGGUCGGCUGCAACAUUGAUGAUGUGACUGUCAGCAGAGGAGUUAAAACGGUUGUCCGUGAUGGUAACACUUCUACUGCCACUCUCAACGAUGUUGCUGCCACCACUGCUGCUGCAGACGCUAGUGCAGUGGCGUUUAGUGCUCUGAAGAACCGACUCGCCGAUUCGUCGGACUCGGUAGCGCUGAAGACUGACGCGAUCGUUACAAAAUCGGCAAGUAAUGUUACGAACGAUACUUCUACUAGCAGUAGCGUCAGUAAUGUAAAAAGUUCCACUAGUAAAAGUAGUCACACUGGUAGUAAUGCCACAGAUGGCAGUAGCGAAAAUGAUGAUAUUGUAGAGGAGGAAGAGGAGGUUGAUGACGACGAAGACGACAGUGGGCUGUUAAUCGAUAGUCGUAAAAAUGCUGUCGAAGCCGGUAUACUUCUUACGUCGAAACUGCUUGACCGAGGUAUGAUAUUCGAUUCCAGAUCGGUCGGUACCAAGCGUUUUGUCGAUGGUAGGGUUGGUCAAAGUGGAAAAACCGUCAAGUUCUCGGACCAUGUGGACAUCGAGUUUAUACCGGCUCUAGUUCGUAAUAAGCAGCCUGAAGAUGGCGAUGAAGAUGACAGCGAGGAAGAUGACGCUGAUGAUGGAGAGAGUAAAGAAGAUGAGGAAAGUGAUGAUGAGGAAAGUGAUUUAAGCAAAAGAGAGCUCAUGAGACAGAGAGGUUACAAAAGUGCUGAUAGUUCAAAUCUCCUGUUCAUCUUAAACAGCAGAAGUGGCAACAACAACAACGACAACAAUGGUAGCAACAACAUCUCUGCUAGUAACAAUUCAGCUGCUCAACCACGAACGGCAAACAAGGACAGUGUAGAAAUGACACAACAACCAAACAACCUCUCAAUGCUACAGCAACAUGCCAACAAACUAAUAGUAGUAGAAAAUGCCAACAACACGCCACAAUUGACUGACUUGGAUUCGCGAGCUCACGAUUUUUCAAACGAUACAGCUACCUUGCUAACUCGCCAACAGAUAACUCUGACAAACGACGAACAGCAGUUAGAUGUUGAAUUCAAAUUACUACAAAAUGACGUCAGCGAACUUCAGCAGAUGAGAAUUGAUCUGGAAGAUUCGAGGUACAGACUACCGACGAAGGUAAUAUUCCAAAGAGAGCAGGCGAUUAUUAAGAAACAGAGCGACCUGUCUGAGAGGCAGGAAACUCUGGACGAGAAACAAAGAUUACUUAACAACAGACGAAAAAAAUUACUGCUGCAACAAAAAGAGGAAUAUCAACGAAAGCUGCAACAUUCACAAGAACUACCAUCCUCUGAAUCAGAUGAUACACAUCAACAAAAACAUCAACAACAUCAGCAACAGCAACAGCAGCAGCUACAUCAGCAGCAACAACAACAACAGCAGCAGCAACAACAGUUAACUGUCCCAGGCUGUGUCGAGUUAUCAGUAAAUGGAAAAAGAUUGAAUAAAACCAAAGAAGAUAAAAUGAAUGUGAAAUACGCGAUAGAUAGGAGGCUGUAUUUCAGCUUCGUACCUUCUGACAUAAAAAUGGAGAUGUACAUGCAUAACUUUCCGUCAACCAUGCUAUGUGGUGAGGUGUCAAAAUGUACCUUUACAUUCGUUAACUGUGGCCUGAGAAAUGUCAAUCAAAUUUUCAUCACGUCCAAUAACAUGCAGUUUUUUUCGCUUAUGGGAGGAGCUUGUAGGAUCUCGAAAUCCAAUGAUAGUGCUGGUGAUAGCAAGAACACAGAUUUAAUAAGGGUACCACUGCCUAAUUCGAAAUCCGGACUCAAACCGGGUGAAACGAUGACUUUCACCUUGAGGAUUCAGUGCCCUCUGAAAGUCGGGGUCCACCCUAUUAAAUUGUUGGUGUACUACGCUAGAAACCUCAACGAUGUUGGCCUUGAUGACACUAAUUUACUUGGCAAAAAGAGAGCGAAAAAAUACCGAAAAAUGUCGCCUGUCCGCGGUGUUGUUGAAUCGAAAGCGAAUGUUGUCGGUAGCGGUUACGAAGCGGAUAAUAGUAGCAUUCCAACUUUGCGGAGUGUUGUCGAUAGUAAAAGUAGUAGCGACGCGCUUGAAAAUAGAAGUAGCUGUGCGCCAGAAAGUACCGUGACUUCUUUGUCGUCGUCGUCGAAUAUUAUCGGUGUUGGUAACGGUUCGCCGACCGAUUGUCGCCAAGUUACCGACGUGUCGUUUCCCACCGUAACGACGCUGAACGCAAAUACCAUGAAUAGAAAUGGUGAUGACGAUAACAAGUCUAGCAAUAAUAAUGACGCAGUUGUUAACGCUGGUGUCAGUGCAAAAGUUAGUAGCGCUAGUUACCAAAGUAAGAAAAAUAACUCUAGGAAGCUGAGAUAUCGACUCAUCCGGCAUUCAUCGACCAUAACAGUUCAACCAUCAAUUAGUAUCUACGCCACUACAUACAAAUCCUACCACCUGCUGAACUACGCCGAAGACGCAGGCGACGCAGCAGUUGCCGCUGCUAAAAGGGGUAACACAGCUGCUAACACAGCUACUGCAGCUGUUAAAACAGCUUCCACAGCUGCCAACGGUGACUUAAUUUCCGGCUGGGGUAAAAAUAACCCUGUUGGGGCUCGUAAUGCCGCUUUAGUUAAUGCACCAAAACGAUUGGCUGAUAGCAGUAGUAGAAGUAGUAGUAGCAGCAGUGGUAAUGUCGCUACUACUAAUACUACCGAUAAGGACGAUGAUGACGAUGAGUUGCGUGAUGACUACGACAUGACGAUAGUGAAGGUGAUGUGCAUUAGUAAAUCCUGGAAACUUCUGAAAAUGAUGAAACUCAAUGUCUUUUCUACUGACAAAGAUAGAGAGAGAGAGAGAAGAAGUAUUUCGGGAGAGACGUUUAUUAAACCUGGAGAGUCGUAUCUGUUGAAUUUAAGAGCCCGUUGGUCACGCGAACAACAACAUCAGCAGCAACAACAACUUCAACGAAAUACAACAUUUACUGACGUAUGCAAUUUUUCCAACAAAGAACAUGAAGACCUCUACAGUCUAGACAGCAUAGACACCUUACUAAAAAAUACAUCAUCAGGACAGUCUAAUGUUAAUGAUGACAAUAUGGAUGAUGAUGACGAUGAUAGGAAUUUGAAACAGACCAAUUAUCUCCUGAAAGCCAUCGAAAAUAGAUUUUUAUUGGUUGUCGUUUGGAAGUCUUCCCUGAUAAAAAGUCACACCUACAAGCGCAACAAAUACGGUUUCAUGUUGUUGAAGUUUUCGAGGCCUGACCUUCCAAUCAUUUGUCCUCCCGUUCAAAAGCCUCAGAAAGAAGUGAUGCAACUAAAAUUUUCUGACGCCACUGCGAAACAGCCAAUCAACGCCAUGUCGACGACGAUAACUUCCGGCAAAAAAAAAUCUAAAUAUGCCAAAACUUUUAGGCAAUUAUCUGAAAAAGAGCGUUUUCUGAUGAUGCAACUUGUCACGAUAUUUUUCAAUUUUAAAUCGCUCGUUAGGCACGAUUUCACCAAAGAAAAGUCCUGUACAGUAGUCAUUCAAAUAAACCUGCUCAAUUGUUGCAAUGAAGAUCUUAUAGCCAUCCUCGAUUUGGGACAACCCGUUGAAAAGAGAGAACUUACGAGCAGCCGUAGAACGCCGCCCUGCACGAGUUCGGCAGAUUCCGUCACAUCGGCAGCCACCUCCCCAUCUAACAUGGCCUCAUCCCAACAGCAGCAGCAGCAGCAAUCUACUGACAAACUCUCGAUAACGACGACGUCAACGAUUCUAUCGGCCAAUCAGCAACCUCCACCGCCCGCAACUUCAGCCAUACAGGUCUCAACUCCGAGGAAAAGUUUUUUAUGGGUCGGUAAAACUAAAACCCUAAUUCGACUGGCCCCCAACCAAACAAAAUCAGUGACGUACAGAGCUCGGAUAUUACGUCCUGGAGUAUUCGAUAUAAGCAACGUAUCGGUUUCCGUUUGCGCCACAAAGUUCGCGAUGAUGAAGAUGAUGAAGAGGAGGAUGAGUCGCAGUCGAAUAUCAUCAUCGAGGAUGUUGGCCAUGAUGAAAGAAAUGAAAAUGAUUGCCGACGAUGAUGAAGGUAAUGAUGACGAAAGCAGUGACGUCACAAGCAAUAACACAACAACAGUAUCGGCUGUAGCAACCGCAGCCAAACCGACCGAUUCUACGUCAUCGCUGCCCUCACUGCCACUACCUCUACUAAUGAUGAUGAAAGAAAAGAUGGGGAGAAAAGGGGAGGAGUUUGCGGGGCUGGAACCAGCCUACGACGACGUGAGGAACGAUCUGAUUGGUCAGAAAUCUUCUGGGGCUGUUCUUAUUACUGUUGUCGAUAGCAAAAGUUGUGCUAGUAAUGAUGAUGGUGGUGAUGUCUGCUGCUGAUGAUGAUGCUGCUGAUGAUGAUGGUAAAUAUACAUCCCGAUGAUAAUUGUUUAAAAUAAUAAUAAUCAUAAUAAUUACAACUUAGUUUGAAACCUAAGUUGUCUGUAGUAAUUGCCCUUAUUCCAAAUAGAGAACUCUUAAUAGUUAUUAUUACAUUUAAUUAAUAAUAUUAAUAAUUAUUGUUACGCAAUCACCGUCAUUAUUAUUAAUGUUCAGCUGAUUACUUUGUCUGUAAUUAUUAUUCUCAAUGUGAAUUUCGUAGAACAGGGGUGGGAAAACUGAGAACUAUUCUACGUUUAAAGGGCCGCAUAUGUACUUAAAUAGUAAAUUUUUACGAGGCUCAGAGGAAAAUUUUUUUAAAUUUGUUAUUACUAUUGAUUAUUAUUAGCAUUGCAAUUAAUAUUAUGACUAAUAUUAUUAUUAUUAUUGUAAUUAUUUUUUUAGUAAUUUCUUUAUCUUGUAACUAUCACAGUCACCACUAUUAUUAUUGGUAUUAAUAAUAUAAUUAAUAAUUAGUUGUUAUUAUUAAUUAAUUAAUUAUCUCUAAUUAUAGACGAGGCUUGUCUUGGUUAAUUACUCCAGCGACAUUCACACAACCGGCAAUGGUGCUUUUAUUAUUCUCAGCCAUCACUGGUAAUUAUUUUCUAACUAUUGUCGCUACUAUUACCAUUGCUGCCACCAUUUUUAUGGUUUUAAUUAUAACUACAUAAAUUAUAAUAAUAAUAAUUUUAUUAUUAUUACUAUAAAUAUAAAUGUAAUGUAGAAAUUCUGUGAAGUACAGCAUUGUAAAAAA